Molecule: messenger RNA, 2265 nt
Organism: Brassica rapa (field mustard)
Lineage: Eukaryota; Viridiplantae; Streptophyta; Magnoliopsida; Brassicales; Brassicaceae
Product: MATH domain and coiled-coil domain-containing protein At2g42460
Molecular function (GO): protein binding
Source: RefSeq, a predicted model, not a curated record
AAUGGAGUGUUGAAUCAGAUAGCACAUCACAAUUGGAUUCACCGUGUUUUCGUCGUUUUUACAUUCAUCGAUUAAAAGAGAGUUUACCUUAACAUCGGUUAAAAAAACAUUAAAAGCCUCGAGUAUUUAGGCUUUUUGUUUGUUGUCCACGCAAGGGACCGCUAUGUAGUUGCUCCUUGUAGGUUUUGGAGAAGGAAUCUGAUGAGGACUUGACAGUGUCCGAACCACAGGUUGUGGUUGACCCUUUCUUGAUCCAAACCCGUUUCCUCCCUGAGAUCCAUAAGGACCAGACAGUGUCCGAACACGGGUUGUGGUUGCCGACCCGACCCGUUUUUCAAACGCUCGGCUUGCAUUGUCUGGAAGUAGUAAGAAGAGCUCGCCAUGUCUUUAAGAUGCGGAAGCGGUUUGAGCGCUUCAACAACAUCACUCAUCUUUGGUCUUUAACAAAAGUUCAAUAAAGAAACAGAUCAACAAAACAUUGAAUAUUUCAAAAUGAUAGCACCAACGAGGGACACUCACCGGUCAUUGCAUACUCAGGAGCAGCGUAACCAUAUGUACCCAUAACACGAGUAGAAACAUGUGUGUUUGCCUUCACCAGGAGCAUCUUUGGCAAGUCCAAAAUCAGAUAGUUUCGCAUUGUAGUCCUGAAAAAAAAAAUGUGAAUUUUCUAAAAAUAUGAAAAAGUGUUAUCAUGGUGAUGGACAGGAGUAAAGAAAGAUACAAACUGAAUCAAGUAAAAUGUUUGAAGUUUUGAAAUCUCGAUAGAUGACAAGGCUUCAAAGCCUCUUCAUGGAAGAAACUGAGACCUUUUGCAGCUCCUACUGAAACUUGUGGUUAGAGUUUUAUAUAUAGUAAUCAAGAGAUUCCAGCUCAUUUAUGUUUUUUCCGAGCACGUGUUUUUUGCUUACAUUAUUUAUUUUUUUAUGAAUAAUCUCCCUUGAUUUUGUUAGAAAUCUUUAUAGACAAUUAGAAAUAACUUUUUGUUUGAUUAAUAAUAUUUGAAUAUAUAUAUAUAUAUAUAUGAAUUUGGGAUAUAUCUUAUAAAAAGGAAGAAGUUUGAUUAAAAAAGGAAGAAGUAUGAUGAAUAUAUGAUGUAAAAUAUUGUUACCCUCCUCCUAUAUAUAUAUAUAUAUAAAUAAUGGGAGUAUUAUGCAUGAAUUGGAAACAUACAAGAAAUCAAAACAAGCCUUAUCGAUCAAUAUUUUUACAGAUGGAGAAGGCAUUGAGUUGGGAGAUAGAUGACAUCUCCAAGAGGAACAAUUGGAUAUAUUCUGAUAACUUCUCAAGUGGUGGCUGCGAAUGGUAUGCUGAGGUGGAUCCCAAGGGAUCAUGUUGCUCUGAUCACUUGUCUCUGUUCCUUUGCGUUGGGAAUCCUAAUCCAUUGAGACCUGGAUGGAAAAGGAGAGCUAUUUUUAGCUUCGUUUUGUUGAAUCAAUCCGGCCAAGUUCUAUUCAGAUCAUCAGAACAAAGGAAAUACAGUAUGUUCUGCGAUGAGGUCCCAAGCUGGGGUUUCGAGAAGGCGUUGCCUCUUACCAAGCUAGGGUUACUGGAAAGGGACAAACUAACCGUUGAAGUCUACAUCAAAGUCCUUGAAGUUGUUCAUCAAGGAAAAUCAACUGAGAAUGAUAUAAUAGAUUUCGAUGGUUUCCAGAUCUCUGCUUCUCAAGUUUUCCCAGUGGCCAAUAUUCUCUAUCAGGACCCACACUAUGUAGUAGAUUUCAAACCUGAGAACCAAUGGGUCCAAACAAAGUACAUGUAUCUCCUUGGCCUCGUCGAGACACUGAGCAAGCCUCCACAGAGCUUGUCUGCGACAGAACUAAGCAAUGCUCAAAGAGAUUUGACAGCGCUGAAGGAGUCAGGCUUCAAACUUGACUGGUUAAAUUCAAAGCUUGAGGAGGUUUCCUUGGAGUGGAAAAAAGGAGCACAUUCUUCUCAUGAGUCUGGGAUCCAUCAACUAGAGGAACGGGUCGAGAAUGUUGAACUGUCUUUGUCAGAUGUCAUAGUUGAACUAGACAAGGUGAAGACUAAAUCUGCUGCUGCUCAAGUUUCUUCGUUUCAGUUUAUAGAUUUUCUUAUAAAGAGAUUCUUUCUCUCUUGCUUCUCAUUCUCAAAAUCCUAGCUGAUCUAUGUCUUAUAAACAGAGCUUUGAGGAGUUCUCCUCCGAACCAAAAAAAUAUAAUUGUUUAAUGUGUUAUGAUCUCAUCAACAUUGAGGAUGGUUCUCUAUUUCAGUUCUUAUCAAGCUAAGUUUGAUUUCGUUUUUUUU